AUGAAGAAGUCAGCGAACAUAAAAAAGGUCACUGACUUUGUUCUUACGAUUUCAGAUAGUGAGGAUGAAGUUCCGGACUAUGACGAGGACUCUGACCUGGAGACAAAGGAGGGAGACUCAGCAAAGCCAGAUACCGUGAACAAGACUAAAAAGACGAAAAAGUCAAAGAAGUCUGCCAGAAAAGAAGAAGAUGCGGACAAAGAGCUUUUGAACCCAAAUUUUGUGUUCUCACUUGACACAGCAGAUUCCAUCGGAACCGAGUUUACUGGGUGGGAUUUCGAUGUGGAAGAAAAGAGCGAGAAAAAAGAGGACGAUGUGAAGAAGACUGUGGACCUGGACACCAUCAUCAGAAGAAAGGGUGGUCUCUCUGAUAUUGCUGAUGUGAACAGUGAAGAAGAGAUUGAGUCUGCAGGAGAAGCUGACAGUGAUGAUGAAGAACUAGCAUUGGACGGGUUCGGUAUGGGUUCGGCAGCUGUCCCCACAGUUGAUGAAGAGAGUCAAGAUAACAGCGACUCGAGCUCCGAAGAAGAAGACGAAAGCGAAGAUGAAGAAGAAGGAGAAAUCAUGCAUGGCUCAGGUGGUGAGGAAGAAGAAGUCAAAGAGGACACUGCUGAAGACAUGGCGGAGUUCUAUGCUCCAGAUGGAGAUAGUACAUCUGUGUCUACAGUGCACACGGACUUCCAGAGUCUGAACCUUUCAAGACCUCUUUUAAAGGGAUUGUCAGCUUUGGGAUAUACAAAGCCCUCGCCUAUUCAAAGUGCCAGUAUUCCAAUCGCUUUGCUUGGAAAAGAUAUCGUUGCCGGAGCCGUGACAGGUUCUGGUAAGACAGCGGCAUACAUGAUUCCUAUAAUUGAGCGUCUUCUCUAUAAGCCAGCCAAAAUUGCAUCCACUAGAGUUGUUGUUUUGGUGCCAACUCGUGAGCUGGCAAUCCAAGUUGGUGAUGUUGGAAAGAAGAUUGGACAGUUCGUCAACGGUCUGACGUUUGGUCUGGCUGUUGGUGGUUUGAACUUAAGACAGCAAGAACAGGAACUUAAGCAAAGACCGGACAUUGUCAUUGCCACUCCAGGUAGAUUUAUCGAUCAUAUCCGUAACUCUGCCAGUUUCAAUGUCGACAGUCUCGAAAUCUUGGUAGUUGACGAGGCCGAUAGAAUGUUGGAAGAAGGUUUCCAAAAGGAGCUGACCGAAAUCUUGUCUCUGAUUCCUUCCAAGAGACAAACUUUGCUGUUUUCCGCUACUAUGAACUCGAAUAUCAAAUCUUUGAUUCAAUUGUCGUUACAGAGGCCUGUGAGAAUCAUGAUUGAUCCUCCAAAGCAAGCUGCUACUGGAUUGUUGCAGGAGUUCGUACGUAUCAGGAAAAGAGAAGCGUCCAAGCCAGCUCUUCUUUUCAACACUCUGGCUAACCUGGAUCUCAAACAGCAGAUCAGAGUGAUUGUCUUCGUGGCGAGAAAGGAAACGGCUCACAGAUUGAGAAUUGUGCUGGGGCUGCUGGGAUUGAAAGUUUCGGAACUGCAUGGUUCUCUUACUCAAGAACAACGUUUGCAGAGUAUUACUGACUUUAAACGGCUUACUGUGCCAGUUCUGAUCUGUACAGAUUUGGCUGCUAGAGGUCUGGAUAUCCCCAAGAUUGAGGUGGUGAUCAACUUCGACAUGCCUAAAACUUAUGAGAUUUACUUGCAUAGAGUUGGUCGUACUGCUCGUGCUGGUAGAGCGGGUAAGUCCAUAACUUUUGUGGGCGAGUCCUCGCAGGACCGUUCCAUUGUCAAGGAUGCAAUCAGAGGAAUUGAGAAUCAAGAAGGUAAGGCUGUUGGCAGAAAUGUCGACUGGAUCAAGGUCGAAGAGGUCAAUAAGCUCAUCACGACCAAGCAGGAAGUGAUAGAAGAAGUUCUGGAAGAAGAAAAGCAGGAGAAAGAAAUGCUGCAGGCUGAAAUGGAAUUACGCAAAGGUGAGAACCUGUUGAAAUACGAAAGCGAGAUUGCAUCCAGGCCGAAACGUACCUGGUUCCAGACCGAAAAGGAAAAGAAGGACGAUAAGCUGUUACCUGCAAAGAGGAAGGUUCUCAAUAGCAAAAAGCGUAAAGCUUUGGGAGAGAGGGAAGAUGGAGGAAAGUCAUACAAGAAGACCAAGACUGACCGUGUGAUGGAUCAGAAGAGAUCCUACGCUAAGCAGAAGGUCAGAUUGGACAAAAAGAAGAAGAAGAAGGGCAAGAAAUAA
Molecule: messenger RNA, 2211 nt
Organism: Kuraishia capsulata CBS 1993
Lineage: Eukaryota; Fungi; Ascomycota; Pichiomycetes; Pichiales; Pichiaceae
Exons: 1
Coding region: 1-2211 (736 amino acids)
Molecular function (GO): RNA helicase activity; ATP binding; nucleic acid binding
Source: RefSeq, a predicted model, not a curated record